UGUUUCCGUGGGGCAGUUGUUGCUGCCCCUCAGGCCAUGCAGCGAAGGCGCCACGGAGGCCUCUGCACCACGGGGGGCACAGUGCAGGGGCCGGAGCCGAGGCACCCCAUCGCCAGCGACUCGGAGGACGACGAGACAUGGCGGUGCCCGACUGCCGGCAACACCGCCUCACCCCAAGUUGUGCCAGAGAGCGACCCGGAGGAGCCAGAUGUGUGCCCAGACAUCCGUGUGCUCCGAAAGCGCCGCCCCACCCCAGCCUUGGGCCUCCACACAGAUUUGGCCCAAUCGCGCCUGGAUCCGGACGUCGGGGGACCCAAAAAGCGCCGUUUGUGUCCCAAAACUACCCCGGCUCCAGAUGUGGGGAGCAAAACGGCUAUUUCAGACAUUCGGCCCCAAAAUCACUCCCCAGACCCGAAAGGGCAAGUGGAUCCAGAUGUGAAGCACCUGGGAGGCAGCACAGUGGCUCUUGGCAUUGAAAGCGAUACAGAUGACGAGGUGCACCCAAAAUCUGCUCUUUUUCACCCUAACCGUCACCAGGCAGCCCUGGAGGCGAGCGGUGACCCAAAUGUGGAGAAACGAGGCCCAAAUCCAGGUGCUGAAGGUGCCCAAAAUGGGCGUUGGAUGCUCGCGGUGGACAGCGACACGGACGUGGAGGAGGCUGACGUUCUUCCGUCUGUUGGAUGCCCAAAAAUACGUCGAAAGGCCCACAGGGUGCCAAAAGCCCCAGGUGUGGAGAUGAAGCCCCCAAAUCCAGAUGCUGGCAGUUCGAAAAAUGGAUUCCAGACGCUCGUGGUGGAUAGUGACACGGAUGUGGAGAUGGAGAGCUCGAAUUCAGCUGUGGAGGAUCCCCAACGUGGACAUCAGGCGCCCAGGGUGGACAGUGACACAGAUGUGGAGGAAGGUGGAGCAAAUCCAGCUGUUGGGCUGGCCAAAACCCCUCAAAUGACCGAAAACACCCCAAACUCUUCCAACAUAAAGAUGAAGAGCCCACGUCCAGCUAUUAAAGGCCCCCAUAAGGAACAUCCACCGCUCACAGUAGGCAGCGAUACCGACGUGGAAGAGGACAAAGCAAAUCCAGAUGUUGUGUGCCUCCCAACCCCUCAAACGACCCAAAAUGCACCAAAACCCCCAAAUAUUGAGAUGGAGACUCCAAACCCAGAUGCUGACGGAUGCCAAAAGGAGAACUGCAUGCUUGUGGUAGACAGCGAUACAGACGUAGAAGACAACAUCCUUCCAGAUGUUGUCAGCCCAAAACCCCAUGCAAUGACCCCCAGAGACCCAGGUGUGGAGACCCGAGGUCAAGAUGCUGAGGGACCCAAAAUGAGACGCCAGUCCCCACUGGUGGACAGUGAUACAGAUGUGGAUGAGGACCCUUCGAGUGCAGAAGCUAGGGAUCCAAAACCACAUCAAAUAACCCAAAAUGCACAGAGGAACCUGGAUGCAGAGAUGCAGACCCUGAGUCCACGUCCUGGAGAACCGCAAAGUGGGCACGAGAUGCUCAAAGUGGACAGCGAUACAGAUGUGGAUGAAGACCCUUCCGAUCCAGAAGGUAGGGAUCCAAAACCACAUCAAAUAACCCAAAAUGCACAGAGAAACACGGAUGUGGAGAUGGAGACCCCAAGUCCACAUCCUGGAGAACCGCAAAGCGGACACGAGAUGCUCAAAGUGGACAGCGAUACAGAUGAGGAGGAUGGGCUGAAUCCAGAUGUUGGGUGUCCAGAAACCCAUAGAAUGACCCCAAAAAUCCACAGUGAUUCAGACGUAGCAAUAAAGACCCCAAAUCCUGAUCUUGAAGGUCCCCAAAACAGAGGCCAGAACCUGGAGGUGGACAGCGACACAGAUGUAGAGGGAGAAGACCUGAACCCAGAUAUUCCUGGCCUGAAAAACCACAAAACGCCCCAAAAUGCCCAGAAGGACCCAACUGUGGUGAUGGAAACCCCGAAUCCAGAUGUUGUCGGCCUCCACCGUGGCUCGAUGCCACCCGGCAGUGACAGCGACACGGAUGUGGAGGGCCUCGAGGACAUUGAAACUCCAAAAACGCAUCGGACCACACGUGAGGUUAUCGGGAUGGGUGCUAAGAAUGCCGCUGCUCCAGAUGUUGAUCCUCGGUGGCACGCCUGGACCAAGGGGGGGCUAAAUGUGGAGGGGACAGCCCCAAAUCUGGAUGUUGGUCAGCACAUGGACCUAAACGUGGACAGCGAUACCGGGGUCGAGGACAAUGGUGUGGUGCCAGAUGCUGGGGCAGUACAAGGGGGACAGGGGGCACCUGGUCAUCCAGAUGUGGUGAUGGCACCCUUAGAUCCAGAUGUUUCCCCUCCCAUGACCCCCCAGAGUGGCAGCGACACCGACGUGGAGGAGGUGGCCCCCACUCCCUACGUUCGGAGCCUCCGGAGCAAAACCCGACCCCGAAAUCCAGAUGUUGUGGACACCGCAAUGGGCAGCGAUACCAAUGUGGGGCUGACGGACCCCAAAUGCCAGAAACCAGCCCAAAAAAGGCAGAGUUUGCCCCCCAAAUCAUGCAGUGAUGGAGGUGUGGAAGGAGAGGUACCAAAACAGCAUGAUUUAGCCCCAAAUAGAGACGCGGAGGACCCGAAUCCAGAUGACAAGGUGCAACACAACCCCCAGACCUCAGUGAUGGGCAGCGAUACAGAUGUGGCGCCAGCUGGUCUGGCCCCCAAAUCUCCAAUUCUGGCCCCAGAUUUGAGCCUCAGUGGUGAUGCUGCUUGGGGAUCCAGGAGUGCUCAGGCCACCCCUCACGGGGACACGGAUGCGGAGGUGGCAGAAAGUGAAACUGAGGAUGACCCUGACCUCUUCCUGGAGCCCACCCAGAGCUUCCUGCCACCACCGGUGACCGAAGCAGAUGCAGCCCUGGGCUGGGACCCCGAGGAGGCCACACAGCUCUUCUGCCACCCCAAGCUGGAGGAGGAGGAGGAGGAGGAAGAGAAAGAGGAGAAGAAGGAGGAGGAAGAGGAGAAGGAGAAGGAAGAAGAAGAGAAGCAGGAGGAGGAAGAGGAGAAAAAGGAGGAGGAAGAGGAGAAGGAGGAGGAGGAGAAGGAGGAAGAGCCCCCCCAGGACAUCCCAGCCACCCGUGUCCCCCCAGCUGAGCUGGUGGUGGUGACACCAGCCCAGGAGGGAGCAGGGACCGGCGCAGCCCCCAGUGGUGACGUAACGGAGGGGCCCCGCCGCAGCCAGCGCCUGGCCCGAGGCCAUGGGGGCAGAGCCCCUAGAGGGGGCAGGGCCUCUGCUGUGGGAGGAGCCUCUGGAGGGGGCGUGGCCAGUCAGGCAAGGGGCGGGGCACUGCCACGCCCCACCCCCCCGCGCCGCAGCCCUCGCCUCCAGGCCUGCCCCUCCCCUGCUGAGCCACCAGCCAAGAAGGGGCGGGGCCAAGAGGAGCCACGCCCCCCGCCCCGGCCACGCCCCAAAAGGAGCGGCCACGCCCCCUCACAGAAGCAGACACGGGAGGAGGAGGAGCCACCGGAGGUCGCCGGGCUCCAGCUCCGCCCUCGGGGAGGCGCCGGCUCCUCCAGCCCCAAGGUGCUGUUCACAGGGGUGGUGGCCUCCCAGGACAUGGAGGUGGCCCUGGGCUCACUGGGGGGGUCCAUGGCCACCUCCGUUUUCGACUGCACCCACCUGGUGACUGACCGCGUCCGACGCACCGUCAAGUUCCUCUGCGCGGUGGCACGUGGCAUCCCCAUCGUCACCCCCAAGUGGCUCCACGAGAGUGCCCGCAGUGGCCGCGUGCUGGCCCCGGGGUCCUUCCUGGUGCGUGACAGCCAGCAGGAACGUCACUUCGGCUUCAGCUUGUCCCAGGCCCUCAGCCAUGCCCGCCGCCACCCCUUGCUCCAGGGCUACGAGGUCCACGUCACCCCCAGCGUCCGCCCUGAGCCCGAGCAGAUGCGGGACAUUGUCACCUGCAGUGGUGGCACCUUCUUGCCCACCAUGCCCUGCACCUAUGGGCCCCGGAGGCUGGUGAUCUCCUGCGGGGAGGAUUCGGGGUGCUGGGCGCCGGUGCUGAGCGCUCGCCUGCCCCUGGCCUCGGCCGAGCUCCUCCUGACCGGGCUCCUGCGGCAGCGCCUCCAGCUCCAGGACUUCCUCCUGGCCCCCCCGGAGAUCCCCCCAGGACCCUCAGGGGUCCCCCAAGAUCCCCCACCAAAGUCCCCUCAACCUCCUCCGGCGUCCCCUCGGCAUCUCCGCGCCCCCCCCCCGACGCAGGGCAGGAUGCGGCGGGACCCCCCCAGCACACGGCGGCACCCGCAGCCCCGGAAUAAAUGAUGGUUUUUGCACAA
This is a messenger RNA of Cygnus atratus (black swan), 4286 nucleotides long. RefSeq names its product mediator of DNA damage checkpoint 1 (gene MDC1). Bases 37 to 4272 code for a protein of 1411 amino acids. The record is from RefSeq and is a predicted model, not a curated record. Gene Ontology annotation, biological process: positive regulation of transcription initiation by RNA polymerase II. Gene Ontology annotation, cellular component: nucleus. The transcript has 12 exons. NCBI's taxonomy places the organism in Eukaryota, Metazoa, Chordata, Aves, Anseriformes, Anatidae.